Encephalitozoon intestinalis ATCC 50506 is the source of this 597-nucleotide messenger RNA. Its product is annotated as 60S ribosomal protein L13A. The coding region runs from base 1 to 597 and encodes 198 amino acids. The transcript has a single exon. Gene Ontology annotation, molecular function: mRNA binding; structural constituent of ribosome. Gene Ontology annotation, biological process: translation; negative regulation of translation. NCBI's taxonomy places the organism in Eukaryota, Fungi, Microsporidia, Unikaryonidae. The record is from RefSeq and is a predicted model, not a curated record. Gene Ontology annotation, cellular component: cytosolic large ribosomal subunit; ribosome.
AUGGAAAAGAAGGAGCAUUUUAUAAUCGAUGCUACUGGGCAAGUGGCAGGAAAGCUUGCUUCAAAGGUUGCUAAGCUCCUUCUUGAAGGAGUCCGGGUGACAGUGGUGUGCUGUGAGGAAGCGGUGUUUGUAGGAAGCUUAGAAAAGGCAGUAAAUAAAUUCAAGGCGUAUCUUAACAAAAGAUGCAUUGUUAAUCCAAGGAGGGGACCGUUUCACUUCCGAGAGCCAAGAAUGCAUCUUGCAAAGAUAAUCAAGCGAAUGAUCUCUUACAAGAAACCCAGAGGAAAAGUGGCAAUGAGCCGACUUACCACGUAUGAGGGGAUUCCUAGAGAACUGGAAGGGCAACCACGACACAAGGUCACUUGUGCAUUGGUAAAAUACACAAGUAAUCCAAACAGGUAUGUUACUCUUGGGAAGCUUCUGAGUAUGUUUGGAUGGAAGCAUGCCGAGGCAGCCAAAAGUCUCACUGAUGAGCUGAAGGAAAGAGAGAAGUUGGAGUCCUUGAAACGGGAAGAGAUGAACCGAAAGAUUGAAGAACUAAGGAGGAAUAAGUCUUUUGAGGACGAGGUGAAUAAGAAGCUGGAGAUGCUUGCAUAA